This is a messenger RNA of Panicum virgatum (switchgrass), 2620 nucleotides long. RefSeq names its product silicon efflux transporter LSI2-like. Gene Ontology annotation, biological process: transmembrane transport. Lineage: Eukaryota; Viridiplantae; Streptophyta; Magnoliopsida; Poales; Poaceae. The record is from RefSeq and is a predicted model, not a curated record. Gene Ontology annotation, cellular component: membrane. The transcript is spliced from 4 exons. The coding region runs from base 489 to 2174 and encodes 561 amino acids.
CGCUCGCUCCCACACAGUGGACCAAGCAAGCAGCCGACUAGCAUGCCGCAGUAGUAGACUCCGAUCCUCCGCGGAUCGCCUGCUCUCCACACCUACAGAUUAGCUAGCGAAGAUACUAGCUCCGCACACUCUUCUGCUGGCCCUGUGCAGACAGUGUUCCCUGAUCUUCUCCGUCCGACGCGCGCGCACAUGGAUGCAGCUGGUCUUCCCUGAUCUUGCUAACUUGGAUCGUCUCUACACCACCACACGUACGGCGGCAGGCGAGAGGUGGUUGCAAUCUGGGCGUUCGUGCAUGGAUACCUGGCUAGCUUCUGGGUGAUCUGCAGAGAGCAAUGAUCUAGACAGCCAGGCCCCAGGCAGGGAAGAAGCCCGGCCGGCCGCUCGUCCCGGACCACGCACGCACGCGCGGAUCACACGAGCGGCAUUGGCCGCCGCACGCGCGCAGGCAGGGCUCGGCCUCGUCGUCGGUCCUCGUCUCCGCUCCGGCCAUGGCGGCGCUGGCGAGCACGGAGAAGGUGGUGCUGGGGUGCAUCGCGUUCGGCAUCUUCUGGGUGCUGGCCGUGUUCCCCUCGGUGCCCUUCAUGCCCCUGGGCCGCACCGCGGGCUCCCUCCUGGGCGCCAUGCUCAUGGUGCUCUUCCGCGUCAUGACCCCGGACCAGGCCUACGACGCCAUCGACCUCCCGAUCCUGGGCCUCCUCUUCGGCACCAUGGUGGUCAGCAUCUUCCUCGAGCGCGCCGACAUGUUCAAGUACCUCGGCAGCGCGCUCGCCUGGCGGAGCCGGGGCAGCAAGGACCUGCUCUUCCGCGUCUGCCUCGUCUCCGCCGUCGCCAGCGCGCUCUUCACCAACGACACCUGCUGCGUCGUGCUCACCGAGUUCAUCCUCAAGCUCGCGCGCCAGAACAACCUGCCGCCGCAGCCCUUCCUGCUGGCGCUCGCCUCCAGCUCCAACAUCGGCUCCGCCGCCACGCCCAUCGGCAACCCGCAGAACCUCGUCAUCGCCGUCCAGAGCGGCAUCACCUUCGGCCAGUUCCUCGUCGGGGUCUUCCCGGCCAUGAUCGUCGGCGUCAUCACCAACACCUGCAUCCUGCUCUGCUACUUCUGGAAGUACCUCUCCGUGGCGGAGAAGGACCAGGAGGGGGGCGCCGCCGCCGCCGGCCCGGAGGUCGUCGCCGACGACGAGGUCACCUCGCACCGCUUCACGCCCGCCCGGAUGUCGCACGCCUCCUCCGUCAACGGCGUCGACGCCGACUGCGUCAGCGAGCCCAUCCGCCGGAGCGACAGCCUCAACAGGGCCGACACGCACAGCAUGCGGAGCCGGAGCUACAACUCCGAGGGCGACAUCCAGGUCGCCAUCAGGUCCAUGCGCGCCUCCAGCAUGUCGCAGGAGAUGGUGGAGGUGUCCACCGUCUGCGACAGGCGCGACGACGGCGUGGUGGGCCCCAGGAAGAUCACCAGGACCACCAGCCACCAGCGGAGCGUCAUCAUCGAGGACGCGCCCGAGGCCGAUGCCAAGGACGGCGAGAAGGGCAAGGACGCUGGCGAGGUGAAGGAGAAGAGGUGGAAGGUGCUCCUGUGGAAGACUUCUGUGUACCUCACGACCCUUGGCAUGCUCGUCGCCCUGCUCAUGGGGCUCAACAUGUCCUGGUCCGCUAUCACUGCUGCUCUCGUACUCCUGGCACUCGAUUUCACUGACGCACAGGCUUGCCUGGAGAAGGUGUCAUACUCAUUGCUAAUCUUCUUCUGCGGGAUGUUCAUAACCGUCGCCGGCUUCAACAAAACCGGCAUUCCCAACGCGCUCUGGGAGCUGGUCGAGCCGCAUUCCAGAAUCGAUAGCGCCAAGGGCACUGCGCUUCUCGCAGUUGUUAUCCUUGUUCUUUCCAAUGUGGCAUCAAAUGUUCCAACAGUUCUGCUGCUCGGCUCAAGGGUGGCAGCAUCAGCAGCUGCGAUCUCCCCUGCUUCAGAGAAGAAGGCCUGGCUCAUCCUAGCCUGGGUCAGCACGGUGGCCGGCAACCUGACUCUGCUGGGCUCGGCCGCGAACCUGAUCGUGUGUGAGCAGGCGCGGCGUGCGCAGUUCUUCGGGUACAACCUCACCUUCUGGAGCCACCUCCGCUUCGGCGUGCCGUCGACCAUCAUCGUCACCGCGAUCGGCCUGCUCAUCGUCGCCAGCUACUGAAAUCAACAUUGGAGUACAGAAGUGAACUGAGUACCUGAAAAAGGAAGGAAACACCAUUGCAGAUGGGGAUGUAACUGAGAAAGAAGGUGUUGUACUGAUAGGUUUCUGUUGUAACUGUGUUAUGUUUGUGUAAACGUUCGCGCAAGCGGAGCGCGAACGCGGCGGAUCGCCCAUCUGCUAAGGCAAAUAAUGGGCAAAGGUUGUAGUAGACGAUGGCACGAGCACGACGAAGUGGUCGGCACACCUGUUCUGAGGCGAAAACUUUCGGUCUGGUAGUGCAGGUUGGAUUGCUGGGGGAAAUGGUAUCGUAAGGUAAACUUUUCAGGUUUUUGUGUUGUCAGGGGAAACUGUGUUUGUAAACUUCUGCCGAUGAAAAAAGGGCUAUGCCAAGCUUUGCAAUUUGUACUGCAUUAUUAUUAGUAAUAAGAAGUUGAAAUCUGGCUCAA